This is a messenger RNA of Hyalella azteca, 1223 nucleotides long. RefSeq names its product endocuticle structural glycoprotein SgAbd-1. The record is from RefSeq and is a predicted model, not a curated record. The transcript has 4 exons. Gene Ontology annotation, cellular component: chitin-based extracellular matrix. NCBI's taxonomy places the organism in Eukaryota, Metazoa, Arthropoda, Malacostraca, Amphipoda, Hyalellidae. Bases 48 to 701 code for a protein of 217 amino acids. Gene Ontology annotation, molecular function: structural constituent of chitin-based larval cuticle.
GCCUUACAUGACUUCGAGUUGUAAAUUCCUAGAGAAUAUUGCUCAUCAUGAGACUGGUAAUCAUGCUGUGUUCUGUGCUGCUCGCACACGGGCUCCCUAUUUCAGAGGAAGUUGAAGAUGGUUCCAACGAAUUGCCGACGAAUUACAUAAAAUUGGGACUUCCAUCGCACUCUCACCAUGAUAAUGACCUCAAACCUUUUCCGGUGGAAUCUGAUCCGCACUUCGAAGUAGGGUUCUACAGAGACGUUCUCCCAAAUGAUGAUCCAGCAGCUUUUGAAAUCCCGCAAGGAUUUUCCUUCGUAGCCCAAACGCCUGAAAUUCCGAUCCGUAAUGUCAAGGAUCCCGUAACUCCUUCAAAGAAGAACUUCAUUGGAGUACAGCCAAAGCCCGAAGUUGAAAUUCUGCAGCCAAACCUGCCGGUGUUGGUCUCUGAAAAACAGCAACAGAACAUAAAUCUUAACAAGCACAGCGAGGCUCGCGCGUACGUGUUGUCGGAAUCACGCAGUGAGCCUUCGUCGGACGGUCGGUCGUCAUACGCCUACGAAACAAGCAAUGGCAUUAAAGUCCAGGAGAAAUCCUACACUGACAAAGACGGCUUUAACGUCAUGGAAGGCUCGUACAGCUACACCAGCCCAGACGGUACACCGGUCUCCGUCUCGUACAUCGCUGACAGGUUCGGAUUCCGCUCGCGAGUUUCGUAAACAUCAACAGUGAAUAAAAACGAGCUUCAGGACCGCACGUUCAAAAAAUAUAUGAACAUUGGGAUGAUUCAAAUAACCUUAAAUGUAGUCUGAAAUUGAGGGCACGGUACACAAUCUUGGGUUUCAAGUUGAAGAAUUCAUCUUUUAAUAAAAAAUAUGUCAGGUUGAUAAAUUUAUCAUUAAUAAACGAUGUCUUUUAUUUUAUGAGGAUUUUUAUUCCUGUUUCACUUACGUUACACUUAUACACCACCAUUCGGUUAAAUAAAUGAUGGGUAUUGGUGCAUGUAGUUCCUAUGUUUUAGCUGGUUUCGUCUAUCUGGUCAAGAAAAGUUAAUUUUGAGCCAAUUUUUCACACCGCAAUUGUUAGUUAGAAUCUGCCUUUGUAAAUUUGAGAUUAAGUCUAGUAUUUUUAACCUUCUCUUUCAUUUGGUUAGAUCCGCAAAAACUUUAAAAUCGUGGCGCGUGUUUAGCAGCUUUGACAAUCAUUUGAGAUGUCUGUCGUUGUGCAAAUUUUGAAAAGUC